Frankliniella occidentalis (western flower thrips) is the source of this 4412-nucleotide messenger RNA. RefSeq names its product trichohyalin. The record is from RefSeq and is a predicted model, not a curated record. Gene Ontology annotation, biological process: centriole replication. NCBI's taxonomy places the organism in Eukaryota, Metazoa, Arthropoda, Insecta, Thysanoptera, Thripidae. The coding region runs from base 144 to 3875 and encodes 1243 amino acids. The transcript is spliced from 21 exons. Gene Ontology annotation, cellular component: centrosome.
CCUGUUGCUAACCAGUUAGAGACUCUUGCCUCUUAAUAUCAUAUUUAUUUGAAAAUGACAGUAUACUUUCAAAAUCAAAACUAGUAUCAAUAUUUGAUAUUUUUUCUGAUGAUUUGCUCUUAUACAAGCGGUAGAACCACUACAUGAGUGCACUCCUCGAUCAGUUAAUUACUUCUGUUCUGGCUAUGGACCCAGGCGUAAGUCUGUUUUCUGGGGAGCCGGAGCCGCUUCACAUUAAUGACAACUCCCAGAAUCAACGAGAAGAAGAGGAGGAAGCUUUAGAAGAUCAGAGACGUCGAGAUCAGGAGCUGAAGAAGCUUUUGACAGAUGCAUUCGAUGAUUUGAUGGACGAUGAAGAUGAUGACGAUCAAAGCACUGUGAGUAGCCUGCAACAAAACAGCUUUCGAGGUUAUUCUCUUUCUAAUACAGGUAGCUCAGGCUCAAACCACCAGUCACCCCAUUACGCAGGGCAUGAUAACCAUGGCCAGCAACAUUCGUCUGCUUCUCCAGCACAACCAGAGGCAUUUAAAAAUGGGACACACAGAAGUCCUAUUACCACUCAACCAUUAUAUGAUAAUAACAUGGAGAGCUUUGCAACCAACCAAGAUGUAUCACAAUUUGAAUCUGACUUAAUUAACAAGAAUUCCCAUAUUGGCUAUUCUAAUGGUGUUGCAAAUAUUAUGCAUUUGAAUUCUAAACAAAAUGCAGAUCAUUUUGGUUACUUGUCAUCAAUACCUCAGGCUGAUUUCACCACCAAUGAAAGCCUAUAUGCCAGCAAUGGGUAUGCUAGCAAUGGGCAUCCUACCAAUGGGCAUGUUAGCAAUGGACAUGUUAGUGACCUGCAUGCCCACAAUGGUUAUACUUUUAAUGGAAGUCAUCCCAAUGAAGAUAUAUAUCGUCAAACAGACCUGCACAGCCAAGAUCAGUUAAUGGUCUUGUAUGCCACUCGAAUGCAAGAGAUAUCCCAUUUAAAUAAAGAAUUAGAUUCUCUACGCUAUGAACGAGAUACUGAGGUUGAACAAUUGAAGAGAAAAUUACUCCUUGUUGAAGCUGAGAAACAGGGUGCAUUCUUAUCACACAAGGAGGCACAAAAUUUGUUGAGUGAUUAUCAAACACAGAUUUCACAACUACGCCAAGAUGUUGAGGAUCUUCGGCUAAAGAAUUUAGCUCUUGAAAAAUCUAGAGAGGAGAUAACAAGGGAAAGGGACGUUGCCAAAACCUCAGCUGCUGACCUCAUACAAAAAGUUUCUAUUCUUGAACGCAAUGGCAAAGGCUUAACAUCAGAAAAACAUAUUGAAUCAUUCUUAAAAACUUUACAACAGCAGCAUGAUACUAAAGUUAGAGAGCUUCAGACACAACUUGAAAGUUUGACACAUAAAUUUUCUCAAAAGGAUCAUGAAUGUUGCAUUUUAGAGCGUAAACUCAGAGAUGCUCAAAGAGCUCAAGAAGCUCUUAUCACUGAGAAAGGGAAAGUGGUGAAUGAGCUUAACAAGGAGCUGGAAGAUGCGCAAAAGAAAGUACUUGAGUACACAACCUCCGUGAAUAGUCAAGAGACUGCCCAAUUAAAAAUGGAACUAGAUCAAGUUAAAGCUGAGUGCAAGGCACUUGAACGCAAACUUUCUGAAACAUCUAGUAAGUUGGAAUCUGCUGAAAAAGAUCUCAGACAAUAUGAGGCUGUUUCUAAAAUGGGUCUCUUACACAAUGGAGAUUCAAGCUUUGACACCGAUUCAAUUACUAAUUUAGGAAUUAGCCGGAGACACAGCCUUGGAGGGCGAACUGAUACUAUGGACACAAAUCGAGACACUUCUAGAAAGUCAAAAUCUCAAAGAGAACGAGAUGAUCUAAACAUGCAACUCAGAGAUGAACUUCAAAGAGCCUUACAGGGUCAAAGGUCUAAAAGGGAAGAGAUAAGAAGACUUCAAGGAGAACUUGCCCAACGUGAUCAAAAGAUUAAAACCAUGAAGGAGCAAGAAAAGGUUUACUAUGAGGAAUCUAAAAAUUUCAAGAAAAACCUAACUGCUGUCUUAGACCGGCUGAAACGGCAGGAAGAUGAAGCUAAAGCCCUCCGAGGUAAAAGUGAUGAAGCUGGUGAUCUUCAGAGCCAGAUAUUCAAACUCAAAAAAGAAAAGGAAGCUGUUGACAGAGAUUUAAAAGAUUGCAGAGUUAAGCUGGAACGUAUGAAAUCUGAAAAUGAUAGUCUUCGAGAAGAACUGGCUGAUAUGGAGUUAGAACUUGAACAAGCCAAAGUAAGACAAGUUGAUCAAACUGCUGCUGAAUUCCUAGCAUUCCAUGAUGAAUCUCUUGCACGCUUACGUCAGGAUAGCAGCCGCCAACUGGAAGCUCAAGUAGUUGAUUAUAGAGUUCGUAUGGAGCAGGCACAGAAAGAGUGUGAAGAAAUCAAAAGACUUUACAUUGAGGUGUGCUCAGCAAAAAGAGCUUUGCUGACUGGACUUCAAGAGGAGCAAGCUCAAGUUAAAAAACUCACAUCAGAUAUAGACGAUAUGAAGGAAUCGCAGCAAUCUCUUGAGGAAUUACAUAGACAAGAGCGAGAUUUAAACAGACGCUUGCGUGAUGAAUUAGAAAAAGAGAAGUCUAGCAUCUCUACAUUGAAGGAUGAAAGAGAAAGGCAAUUAGAAGAACUUGUUAAUCAAAGACUUGCUAAUCUUCGCAAGGAGCAUGAAAGCAAUUUGCAUGAAAUGCAGAAAGCAAAAACUGAAGCUGUUUUGCAAAGUGAGAUAUUACAAAAACGUGUUGAUACCUUGGAAAAGGACAGUCAAAAGUUACAAGAGCUGGAAACUGAAUGUAUUGAACUACGAAAGCAGGCAAUUGAAGCUCCUAAAAGACAGCAGGCUGAAGUUGAACGCAUUAGUAGAGAACUUAAACAGUCAAGAGAAAGAGUGAUUCAAUUGGAGAAAAGCCUUCGUACUGAGUUUCAAUCUCAAAUGGGUGCUAUGGUUGCAGAAAGAGAUUCGAUUCAAGCUCAAUUAAAGCAAAAGGAUGCACAGCUGGAAGAAUACUUGCAAGCUCUCAGUAGAAUCCGCCCAUCUACUAGGGAAAUAGGUGUAAACACAGAAAAUGCAAGUACUCUGGAAGCCCUCCGAAAACAGUUUGAUGAGAGGAUAUCAGAACUUAGUACUCAAUUCAAAGCAAAUGAGGAGCAGAGAAUCAUGGCAUUGCGUGCUGAACACAAGGUCGAUUUGGCAUCAGCAGAAGAACAUGUGAAGGAAGAAACAGUGAAAUACUUUGCCGAAGAGAUAUCUAAAAUGGAGGACAAACAUCGGUCUGAACUAGGCAGUUUUGCUAAAAGAUUAGUUGACAUGGAAUCCACAUUUUCAAAACACCUUUCAGCAUUGAAAAAUGCUUUGCUACAAAAGUCUCAAGAGGUAGAUGAUCUGAACAAGAAGCUCCAAAAGAUGCCAGAAAGAGGAAUUUCUCUCAACGGAAACAAAGGGCCAGAGGAUUCUGUUCAACUGCGAUUACAUGUAGAACAACUUAAAGAGCAAAUUGAAAGUGAUAGAAACAAUAUGACUGAGGCUCUGUCUCGCUGGGCAAAUGAGGUAAAAGAAUUACAAAGUAGAGAAUCUCUGCUUGAAAAUAAAAUUGAAGAGUUGAAGUCAAAAUACAAACAUGCAAGGAAAGCUGCGGUACAUUACAAGAAACAAUCAGAAGAAAAGGAAAAGCAUCUGAAUAAUGAGUUGACCCGUCUUCAAGCUGCCUACAGCAGUAUUCUUGGCCAAGUUCAGGAUAGGUUUGCUGGUAUUGUUAGUGGAAAGGAACAGGAGGUUGUUGAACAGCUUAAACGUAUUGAGACUUAUUAUGAAGGACAGAUAAAAGAUUUAGAAUGUAAACUAAAGAAUGGUGCCACAUUAUCUUGAUGAAAUUCUGGAAGGAAUCUAUUUUAAUUUUCUGUUGGACUUUUUCCUUAUGAAUUGAUAACAUUUUAACUUUUAUUCUACUGUAUAGAUUAAUGAUUGUGUUGUCUCUCUGACACACUUCAAGUACUAGAGAAACUGAUAUUAUUUAUUAUUGGACUGUGCUCAAUUUACUAGUGGUUGUGUUUUAUCUGGACAUAUUGUUCCAUUUGAAUUAGCAGCCACCGUGUCGGUGCCAAAUUUAGUUACCCUUAUUAAUUACUUAUUUUUUGGUACUUUGGAACCUUUUGCAAGGAAGGAAUUCUGUAACUUGCCAAAUAUUCCUUGCAGGAGGUACCAAAGAACCAAAUAUGUAGAUUUAGUAUUCAUAACAUAUUUUUUUAAAUGAAUAGUGAUCAGAUGUUAAGUCGAUUUUGUAGUGCAAGAUUUCUAUUGGUUUUAUGUAAUCUCAGUAUUCAUUAAUGUUUUAUGGAUGCACUACCUAUUGCGACCUCAUGUUUGGUGUGUACAUCUUAAUAAAUUAAUUGAUAUAACAUCAAA